GUGUGUACAAAGUGCAAAUGUGACGUGAUUCUCGGCGCCAUUAUGGAAAAUCUCCACCGAGACGGCGCGUUAUCGCUUUGUUCACUCUUUCUGCUUUAGUUUCUUGUUACAGAAUUCGAAGAACAAUGCAGGAUCAUGAAGAACGAUCUACCGCGCGAACGAUUUCGCAUAUCGUGUCUUUCGAACGAUGCGUCCUGGAGCUGAUAGCGAAUUCGUUGAACGCGCACGCCGCGGCAAUCGCGGUGAGACUUCAUGCGGGAAAACGGGAAAUUCAGGUUGUCGACAAUGGCGUCGGGAUACCGAAAGAUAUGCUGCAACGUAUCGCGGAAUACGAUUCAGAAGCCACGGAUGAUCAGCAACGAAUACACGAACCGUCCGAAUCGAACUGUCUGGCGGACAUCCGUCGUCUGUCCGAUCGUCUUACGAUCGCUUCCAGGUAUCAAUGCUCCAGGGAGACGUUUAUGAAGGAGUUUGACGCGGGACUUGCGUCCAGUUUACAGCAAAUAGAGCAGAGACCCUCGCGCGGCACGACGGUGUCCAUCUACGGCUUCCACGAAGUACCACCGCUCAAAAAGUGGGAUACAUCUACCAUUUGUUGUCUUACUGCAGCUAUAGCUGUUGCAAAGUUAAAAGUGUCGUUCUCGAUUAGAGACGAAGACCGGAAGAAGGUUGUCCUGAGAAUUGCGAAACCGCACAGCCCGGUCGAUGUCCUGAGAACAUUGUUCGGGAAAGAUAUGCCGUUGAAUCGCGUAUGGUCGAUAAAAUGCAGUCCCGAAUUCAGUGGGAAUUAUCACGGUUACGUGGGAUUGUCCGAAAAGAACGCGGUGCAGGGGAUAUUUUUUAAUCACAGGCCGAUCUGUUGCCCUCUUAUUCUGAAGUCGAUUAAAAUCGCCUUCAAAGAAAGGCUCAACUUGUUCUCCGACCAGGAGUCCAAUGCGCACGAUUCAUACGACGAUAAUAUGUUUAUCCUGUUCUUUCUUACGCUUCCACAGAAACAAUUCACGUCGAUUACCGAAAACGGGGAAAGAUGCAUCGUGUUUCAUGAUAUGCGAAAGAUAUUGAAUACCAUUAAGAACUGCGUCUUCAAAUGUCUCGCGCAGGAAGCUACAGUUUCUGCCGUUACUCCUGACUUAUGUAAAACGCAGCUGUUAAAGCGAUUGCACUUAAAACGAUUUUACUUAAAACGAUUAUACUUAAAGUCGGAAAAAUCUGUUUUCCUCAACGACAUCGAUGGGCGUAAAACUGUUAAAUCUUCGGUGAUAAAAAACAAAGUCGUUACGAUUGGCUGCAAGCGAAGGAAAAUUACGUCAACAAUUAUAACCAAUUAUCGCAACAAACAGCAUAAUAUUGAAAAGAUCAAGUAUUACAUAAAUAAGAGAAAAAAUAUAUUAAAGAGCAUUUACUGCCACGUUGCUUCUACAAAACGUACGAAUUUAUGUAAAGAUAAAAUUGUAAAUAAGAUGCACAAUAGCGUUGAGAAAAUGCAGGAGAGCUCCACGAAUCUUUGCACAGUAGAUAAAUCUGGUAAGGCUUACAAUUUUCACGAUGACAGUGACAACAAUGUCGUAAACGUGAUUUCUCCUCUUUCCGAAUGGUCGAACUGGACUUAUUACACGAAUAACAAAAAACGCGAUCCCGUGAGCAAAAGGAAUGAUAUAUUUGCCGAAAAUAACAUGCGUUUCCGACAGUGUUUCGAAUCUAACAAUCAGUUCGAUUUCCUGCCACGAAAAUUGUACGGUCUUCUACGUCGUCAUGACAAAUUAACAAAUGUAAAAUGCUUUAGCAGUCCCAACGAUACGAUUCCGUUUACAGAAAAUCGGCACCGUGAACAAAUAGCGGUACACCCUUGCAAGUUAAAGCGAAAAUUAUCCGAGUUUAGAUUGUCAAGAGAGUCAUUAAAGUGCAUAAAAGUCAUUAAUCAAGUUAAUGAUGAAUUUAUCGCCGCGUGGAUGGCGUACGAUGAUAUGAAGAUUCUAUUAAUGAUCGAUCAACAUGCCAUCCAUGAAAGAAUACGUUACGAGCAAUUACUUCUUAGAUACAACGUGCAGAACGAGAGCGAGUUGCUCUCUGUUAAUUUGCGUGAUCCUCUAUCCAUGGAAUUUCCUACAGAAACGUACAAUUUACUCUUGCGCAAUCAAAUGUGGUUGAGAAAAUACGGCAUAAGUUUGGGAUCGUCGAAGGAAAACACAAUUUUGAUACGCACGAUACCGCAAUGUUUAGUUACGACUAGCGAUCCAUGCAAAACCGAAAAGAUAUUGCCAAGAAUCUACAGUUUGUUAAACGAAGUACUAAAGAAUCGCAGUAUAACAAGUCAAGCAAACGCAUUACCGUUAACCAUUCAUAAUGCUAUAGCAUCGGAGGCUUGCCAUGGUGCCAUUAAGUUCGGUGAUAAGCUAACUUUGGAGCAGUGUUCGAGUCUAGUAAAAUUAUUGAAACAUACGAGAUUCCCCAAUCGUUGCGCACAUGGACGACCGACCGUGAUACCUCUGAUGGAAUUUUCGGAAUUAGGAAAGAGGAGCGCCAGAAUACCCGAGGUACGCAUCGUUGUUGUGUCCCUUCAGAUUUUAUUACGAUCUAUUAAAUUUUAUAGGAUCAGAAAAGUGUAUCGUGAGAAUUAUUAAAUAUUUCGCUGACUAAUAAUUAUACAAAUUUUAGAAAAAAUUGAACUUCUCAUCCUUGAAGCGAACUGCCUCAUUGGAAUAAAAGGC
Messenger RNA from Vollenhovia emeryi, 2708 nucleotides. Its product is annotated as DNA mismatch repair protein MLH3-like. NCBI's taxonomy places the organism in Eukaryota, Metazoa, Arthropoda, Insecta, Hymenoptera, Formicidae. The transcript has 8 exons. The coding region runs from base 126 to 2621 and encodes 831 amino acids. The record is from RefSeq and is a predicted model, not a curated record. Gene Ontology annotation, molecular function: ATP-dependent DNA damage sensor activity; ATP binding; ATP hydrolysis activity. Gene Ontology annotation, cellular component: mismatch repair complex. Gene Ontology annotation, biological process: mismatch repair.